Molecule: messenger RNA, 9200 nt
Organism: Hemiscyllium ocellatum (epaulette shark)
Lineage: Eukaryota; Metazoa; Chordata; Chondrichthyes; Orectolobiformes; Hemiscylliidae
Product: histone acetyltransferase p300-like
Exons: 31
Coding region: 935-8362 (2475 amino acids)
Biological process (GO): positive regulation of transcription by RNA polymerase II
Cellular component (GO): transcription regulator complex; nucleus; histone acetyltransferase complex
Molecular function (GO): histone acetyltransferase activity; protein binding; zinc ion binding
Source: RefSeq, a predicted model, not a curated record
UUUGUUUUGAAGAGAGGAGAAGGAGACAGAAAGAGAGAGAGAGAGAAGCGAGCGAUAGACAGAUAGAUAGAUCGAGAGUGGGGGAGCGAGCGAGAGAGAGAAAAGAGGAGGAGGGGGGUAAAAGAGAGAGGAAAAAAAACUUGGUUCGGGCUUGUGCGGAUUGAAGGGAGAGGUGAAGGAGAGGGUUGAAGAAAAGAACAGGAAAAGAAAAAAGAGAAGGAGGAAUAUAUCAGCAAUACGAAUUCAACAGCAGGGAAAAAAGGGGAAAAGUAGUAGUUUAAGAAAAACUCAUUUUUAUGCCGAGUCCGUUAUUUAAAAUAAUUUUUAAAACCAGAAACAUUUUUUUUUAAAAAACGGUUCCUCACCAUUUUUCCCCCCUUGUGAAGAACGGGAGGCUUUCUCUUGAGAGGGAUAGAGAAGGUGGAUGAAUCGUUCUGGCUUUAUUGGAUAGAAGGUGGUGGGGGGGGAGUGGGUUUUAAAAAAAAUCCCCCGUCUUUUUUUUAAAAAAUGUAUCUGUAUGUGAGGUGUCGGGAAUGUGGAAGGAAAGACCGUUUCUGAAGUGAUUGGGGAUGUGGUUUUCGUCGGCGAAGCCGUCGUAACUUUAAAUCUUUCGUUUUCUUUUUCUUUUAGAUUUUCUUUCCCCAAACACCCUCCCUCCCCUCUUCCGUUUUCAUUUUUUUUGGGUGUUGGAGGCGGAGGGGAGGGGGGGGGGUAGGCUGGUUUUGAUUGCCCAUGGACGAUCGACCUAAAAAACCUGGGCCUGGCAUUAGGCCUUAGGCUCUGAGACUUAAGAGAGAGAUAGGGGGGAAUUAAUUAUUUUCUGUUACCGUGCGGGGGGGGAGGGAUUUAAACCUUCGAUCAAUCCGUAGCUUUUGCGGUUUCGUUUAAAAAAAAUCCAAAAAGUUGUAAGGUGUAAUUUUAAAUUCGGGAAGAAAUGGCAGAGAAUCUCUUGGACGGACCGCCUUCAGCAAAGCGGCCUAAAAUCUCCUCCCCGGCUCUAUCAGCCAGCGAUGGCACAGAUUUUGGAUCCCUAUUUGAUCUUGAGAAUGACUUGCCAGAUGAACUGAUUCGUUCAGAUCCAUUAGGACUGACCAAUGGUGGUGAUCUGGCUCAGCUUACUGGUGUUGGAAUGGUGCAGGAUGCUGCCUCAAAGCAUAAACAAUUGUCAGAGCUUCUAAGGGGCAGUGGUUCCAGUAUCAAUAUGGGACAUGGAGCAGUCAGUUCUGGUGGUGCCUCAUCACGCUCCAUGGAUAGUCCAGUGCAGUCAGUAGGCAGCCAAAGCCAACAAAACAGUCCCAGUAUAGGAAGCCUAAGUAGUAUGGUAAAGAGCCCCCUAACUCAAGGUGGUCUUACAUCUCCUCCUAACUUGGGAAUGGGAGCAAGUGGAGCAAACCAGAGACCUCCAACACCGCAAUCUGUGAACCCACAAAAACAUGAUCAGCUUCAUACGUCUGCAACUGGUCUGAUGCCUGGUGUAAACAGCCCAACCAACCAAGCUGGGAUGAGCAUCAAUACCAAUAUGAAUCCAGCCCUGAUGAGCAGUGGCAAUGCACAGGGCAUGAUGCAGGGACAAGUAAUUAAUGGUUCUCUUGGUGCUGGAAGAGGCAGACCCAAUGUACAGUACUCAAGCCCAGGAAUGUCCAACACAAACAAUCUACUUGCAGAUACAUUAUCCCAAGGAUCACCUCAGAUGCCAGCAGGUCUCAAAGGACCCCAACCUGGAACAGUGAGCAAGAUGGGAAUGAUAGGCACCCCUAAUCCUUACGGCCAGCCAUACGGACAGAACCCUGGUCAGACACUGGGUACCAGUGGACUUGGGCAGCAGAUGCAAAGCAAAGGUGGCCUAGGGAACAGUCUGCCUCAGUUUACAAUGGACAAGAAACCUGCUGGUGCUGCUGGGAUGCAAAAUUUGCCGCAGCAGUCGUCCUCCGUGCAGCAAGGAGGAAUAGGGCAGCCUCCAGGACAGGGAAUGGGUUCUGCACCCACAGCAGAUCCAGAGAAACGAAAACUCAUCCAACAACAAUUGGUUCUGCUCUUACAUGCACAUAAAUGCCAACGUCGAGAGCAAGCCAAUGGUGAGGUGCGACCCUGCAACUUGCCACACUGCCGAACCAUGAAGAAUGUUCUGAAUCAUAUGACCCACUGUCAAGCUGGCAAAUCCUGUCAGGUUGCACACUGCGCUUCAUCACGUCAGAUCAUCUCCCACUGGAAGAACUGCACAAGGCAUGACUGUCCUGUCUGUCUCCCUCUGAAAAAUGCUGGGGACAAGCGUAACCAGCAACCAUUACUAACUGGAGCAGCUGUAGGAUUAGGAAACUCGUUAGGGUCAGUAGGAGUUGGACAGCAGAACACGCCAAGUUUAAACACUACCAGUCAGAUUGAUCCAAGCUCUAUAGAGAGAGCCUAUGCAGCACUUGGACUCACGUAUCAGGGUAACCAGAUGCAGCCUCAACCUCAGGUGCAGAACCAGCAAUCGUCUCAGGCUUCACAGGGGCACCAGUCUCUGCGGCCUAUGAAUGCUAUGGGUUCUGGCCAAAUGGGUGUGAAUGGAAGUAAUGUUGGUGUGCAAGCCCCUAGCCAGCAGUCCAGCUUACUGCAUGAUGCUAUGCUGUUGCCAUCUAUGACCUCGCCCAACCCAAUGCUAAGUGAUGGCACAAAUGUUAGUAAUCUAAACGCGGUGCCAACAGCAACGCCCCCCACCAGUACAGGCAUUCGGAAAUCAUGGCAUGAAGAUGUCACUCAGGACCUACGCAAUCACCUUGUUCACAAACUAGUUCAAGCCAUAUUCCCAACACCUGACCCGGCAGCAUUGAAAGACAGGCGAAUGGAAAACCUGGUAGCUUAUGCACGAAAGGUGGAAGGAGACAUGUAUGAGUCUGCCAACAGCAGGGCAAAAUAUUACCAUCUGCUGGCUGAGAAGAUCUAUAAGAUUCAGAAAGAACUAGAAGAAAAGCGGCGCACCAGACUACAGAAACAGGGUGUGAUGCCAAACCAAAGUGGCAUGUUACCUACAGGAGCAGCCCAACCCCCAAGCAUGGCUCAGUUGCAAGCUGGACUCCCUCCAAAUGGCCCACUUUCUGACCCGACCAUUAUGCGGCCAAAUGUGCCAAGUCAGAUCAUGAACCGGAUGCAGACCCCAACUGGAAUGAACCAAUAUUCACAGAUGAGCAGCAUGCAGAUGGCUGGCCUGGGACAACGUUUAAACCCUCCACUACCACACCCUGGGCAGAUGACGCAAACAGGACCCAUGAACCAGAUGGGAUUAGCCACUUCCCGAAUGGCACAGCCAAUGGCUGCGCAGCAUCCUGCUCAAAAUCAGUUUCUGUCUCCAAAUCAAUUUCCUGUAUCCUCCCCUGGAAUGAACACUGGCAGCACCACGAUGACACAGGCCAGCAACCAGCCAGUCAUGUCUCCGGCGCAGAACUCAUCACUACCUGUAAACAGUUCUGCCUCCAUGCAGCCAGGAGCCCAGAAUACCCAGUUUAACUGUCCACCAUCUCUCUCUCAGCCAUCACUUCAUCAAAACUCCCCAUCCCCUGGUCCAAGAAGUCUCACACCCACCCCUCACCAGACACCACCGAGCAUUCCUCCACAACAAAGGCAACAGACACCAUCACCUAACUCUCAGCCCCAGACAAUGCCACCCCCUCCUUCUCAAGUUCAGACACCACCACAAAUGCAGCAGCUUCCUCCUCCUCCACCAGUCCCUCCACAACCCCAAGUGGCAGCUGGACAGAAGCAGCAACAACGAGAGCGGGAUCCACAGCAGCCACCAUCAUUGCCCCCGUCAACACAGCAACAAAAUACAACCCCUACAACCCCUACACCUACUGCUCCGAUACAGUCUCAACAUCCAACUACUCCACUUUCACAAUCCGCAGUAAGCGCAGAUGGCCGCGUGUCAACCCCAGCAUCAGUUAGCAGUACGGACACAAAUUCUCAGCAGCCACCCCCUGAGGCACCAGUGUCUGACAUUAAAAUGGAGGAAAAGCAAGAAGAAGAAGAAGCUGAGCCAGAAACUGUGGAACCAAAGCAAGAAAUAAAACAGGAGAUAAAAGAAGAACCUGCAACUGAAGAGUGUAAACAGGAGCCGAUGGAGGCAGAUGAGAAGAAACCAGAGGUGAAAGGUGAAUCAAAAGAGGAAGAAGAUAAUGCAAGCUUAGCAACUCAGUCAUCCCCUGCCAGUGGACAGUCACGCAAGAAGAUUUUCAAGCCAGAAGAGUUGAGGCAGGCACUAAUGCCGACACUGGAAGCACUUUAUCGUCAGGACCCUGAGUCACUUCCUUUCCGGCAACCUGUGGAUCCUCAACAACUGGGUAUUCCUGACUAUUUUGACAUUGUAAAGACACCGAUGGACUUGUCUACAAUCAAGCGUAAGCUGGAUACUGGCCAGUAUCAAGAGCCAUGGCAGUAUGUUGAUGACAUUUGGUUGAUGUUCAACAAUGCCUGGCUGUACAACCGCAAGACAUCACGUGUGUAUAAGUACUGUACAAAGCUGGCAGAGGUCUUUGAGCUGGAGAUUGACCCUGUCAUGCAAAAUCUGGGAUAUUGCUGUGGUAGAAAGCUGGAAUUUUCACCGCAGACCCUCUGUUGCUAUGGAAAACAGUUGUGUACGAUCCCUCGGGAUGCUACCUAUUACAGUUAUCAAAACCGGUAUCACUUCUGUGAGAAAUGUUUCAAUGAAAUCCAGGGAGAAACGGUCUCUCUAGGUGAUGACCCAACGCAACCUCAAACGACUAUUUCUAAGGAACAGUUCUCAAAGAAGAAGAAUGAUACACUGGACCCUGAAAUAUUUGUUGAAUGUACUGAAUGUGGUCGGAAAAUGCAUCAAAUCUGUGUCCUUCACCACGAACUUAUUUGGCCCUCAGGUUUUGUUUGUGAUCCCUGCUUAAAGAAAACUGGGAAAACGAGAAAAGAAAAUAAAUUCUGUGCAAAAAGGUUACCAACCACUAAACUAGGUGUUUACCUAGAAACCCGUAUUAAUGACUUCCUCCGCAGACAGAAUCACCCGGAGGCUGGCGAGUGCACAGUACGGGUGGUGCACAGUUCAGAUAAAACGGUGGAAGUUAAGCCAGGAAUGAAGGCGAGGUUUGUUGAUAAUGGGGAGAUGGCAGAGUCGUUUCCUUAUCGAACAAAAGCUUUGUUUGCCUUUGAAGAAAUUGAUGGUGUGGACGUAUGUUUUUUUGGCAUGCAUGUGCAAGAGUACGGUUCAGAUUGUCCUCCACCCAAUCAGAGACGUGUGUACAUAUCAUACCUCGACAGUGUACAUUUCUUCCGCCCUCGAUGUCUCAGAACAGCUGUCUAUCAUGAAAUCCUGAUUGGGUAUUUAGAAUAUGUAAGGAAACUGGGAUACACUGCGGGACAUAUUUGGGCGUGUCCACCAAGUGAAGGUGAUGAUUACAUUUUUCACUGCCAUCCGCUUGACCAGAAAAUCCCUAAGCCCAAAAGGCUGCAAGAAUGGUACAAGAAGAUGUUGGACAAGGCAGUGGCAGAGCGAACAAUUCAUGAUUAUAAGGAUAUAUUUAAACAGGCAACAGAGGAUAGGUUGACUAGUGCAAAGGAGUUGCCAUAUUUUGAAGGUGACUUCUGGCCAAAUGUGUUGGAGGAAAGUAUCAAAGAGCUGGAGCAGGAAGAAGAAGAACGUAAGAGGGAGGAAAACAAUACAUCUAGUGAGAGCACUGAUGGAAAGAAGGGAGAUAGCAAAAAUGCAAAGAAAAAGAAUAACAAGAAAACAAGCAAGAAUAAGAGCAGCCUGAGCCGAGGUAACAAGAAGAAACCAGGGAUGCCCAAUGUGUCCAAUGACCUCUCGCAGAAGCUUUAUGCCACUAUGGAAAAGCACAAGGAGGUGUUUUUUGUGAUCCGUCUGAUCGCAGGUCCCAACUCCAAUUCUCUGCCAAGUAUUUUGGAUCCAGACCCACUUAUUGCAUGUGACCUGAUGGAUGGGCGUGAUGCCUUUCUCACAUUGGCAAGGGACAAACACAUGGAGUUCUCUUCAUUAAGAAGAGCCAAGUGGUCAACCAUGUGCAUGUUGGUGGAACUUCACAAUCAGGGCCAGGAUCGUUUUGUAUAUACAUGUAAUGAGUGCAAGCACCAUGUGGAGACCAGGUGGCACUGCACUGUCUGUGAGGAUUAUGACCUUUGUGUCAACUGUUUUAACACUAAGGGACACGAGCACAAGAUGGAGAAGCUAGGUCUGGGUUUGGAUGAUGAGAGUAACGCACAAGGGUCAGAAGCCAGCACUGGGGAUUCAAGGCGUCUCAGCAUUCAGCGCUGCAUUCAGUCAUUGGUCCAUGCCUGCCAGUGUCGCAAUGCGAACUGUUCUUUGCCUUCCUGCCAGAAGAUGAAGAGAGUAGUCCAGCACACCAAAGGUUGCAAACGCAAGACCAAUGGUGGCUGCCCAAUCUGCAAGCAGCUUAUUGCACUCUGUUGCUACCAUGCUAAGCACUGCCAAGAAACCAAGUGUCCUGUGCCGUUCUGUCUCAACAUCAAGCACAAGCUUCGUCAACAACAGCUUCAACACCGUCUACAGCAAGCCCAGAUGCUACGCAGGAGGAUGGCCACAAUGCAGCGUGGAGGUGUAGGACAGCAAAGUCUGCCAUCUCCAAGUGGCACUGCGCCCACUACACCAACAGGACAACAACCGAGUACCCCACAGACUCCUCAGCCACAACCCCCAGCUCAACCGCAGCCACAACCGCAGCCCCAGCCACCGCCACAAACCAACAUGCCUUCCUACAGCAACAUGACAAGAAGUCAACCACAAGCCCCUCUACCGCAAGGCAAGCCAACUGGACCAGUGGUAUCUGCAGCCCAAGUUGUACCUCCUACUCCACAGCCACCACCAGCUGCUGUGGAAAUGGCCAUGCAGAUUCAAAGAGCAGCCGAUGCCCAGCGAUUGAUGGCGCAGCAGCAAUCGUUUCAAAGGCCUGGAGUAAUGAAUCCUCAUGUAGCACCGAUGAAUCAAAUGGCUGGAAUGAACAUGAAUCCGCAACAAUCACAGAGAGGCCCCACUCUCUCAGAUCAGGGAAUGGGGCCAGCCAGUAUGCAGCAGGCACAGUGGGGACAGGCUGGAAUGGCCCAGACUCAGCAACACCCACAGGGAAUGCAACGACCAGUCAUGCAGAUGAGCCAACAAGCACUGCAAAUUAACAUGCAGCCCCAGCCACCACCACCCAUGUGCCCAGUUACAUCAGGAGUGCCUCAACCUAACAGAGGUACCAUUCCCCAAGGAGCCCUACAAGAUUUACUGCGAACACUGAGGUCUCCAAGCUCUCCCAUGCAGCAGCAGCAAGUACUUGCUAUCCUUCGCUCUAACCCCCAGCUUAUGGCUGCUUUCAUCAAGCAAAGGGCAGCUAGGUAUCAAGGAGGCCAAGGUCAGCCAAGCAUGCAGGGCCAGCCUGGAAUGCAACCACAGCCUGGAAUGCAGACUCAACCAGGCCUUCAAGGACAGCAAGGCAUGCAUGGCAACCCAGGUAUGCAGAACAUGAGCCCCAUGCAGCCUGGUGUUCAACGGCCUAAUAUGCCUCAGCAGCAACAGCAGCAGCAACAAAGCAUGGGUGGGAUGAAUGCGCAGGGACAGACCAUGAACAUGAAUCACCCCACUAUGAACUCCAACUUUAGAGAGCUUUCAAUGCGACGGCAGCUCAUGCAACAGAAACAGCAGCAACAGCAGCCAAACCCCAGCUUGGGUGCUGGAAUGGCUAACCAAUUUCAGCAACCUCAAGGAUCUGGUUAUCCCAUGCAACAGCAGCAGCAGCAGCAGAGGAUACAGCAUCAUAUUCCCAUGCAGCAGGGAACCAUGGGACAAGUGGGACAACCGAUGGGACAGAUGAGCCAGCUUCCACAAGCGGGAAUGGGAGCAGAGGGCAGUUCCAGUCUCCAUCAGGCCCUCCAUCAUAGAAUGCUGCAGCAGCAGCAGCAACAGCAGAUGGGUUCUCCUGCUCAGUCCAACUCUAUGAGUCCACAACAGUACAUGCUCCCUGGCCAGGCCCAGUCACCUCACCUCCAGGGCCAGCAUCCAUCCUCCCUAAGCAACCAGGUGCGGUCCCCACAGCCCGUGCCUUCCCCUCGCCCGCAGUCCCAGCCACCUCAUUCCAGCCCAUCGCCCAGGAUGCAGCCUCAACCGUCUCCACAUCAUGUCUCUCCACAGACUAACUCACCACAUCCGGGAAUGGUAGCUGCCCAGGGGAACCCCAUGGAUCAAGGACACUUUGCUGCUCCGGACCAGAGUGCAAUGCUUUCUCAACUUGCUAACCCUGGAAUGGCAGGCUUACAUGGUGCCGCCAGUGACCUUGGCUUGGGUUCGGACAACCCGGACUUAACAGGCACAAACAUUAAUCACAAUACACUAGACAUCUUGUAGCAUUUUGGGAGCAAAUUCUCAUUUUUCGUCUUUACUUAGGGUUUUUGUACUGAAAAACAAUUUUGAAAUUUCUAGGGAGGACUAUUUUCCCAGAAUUCACUGAACUGCAACUUAAUGAGAAAAAAACUGAGGGAUGAUAUUAUACAAAGAAUAUAUUUUUUGUUAUGACUGGUGAAUAGCCAGUCCCUUUUUUGUUUUCCUGUUCUGUUGUUUCAAUUGCAAAUAGCCCAUACCAACAUUUUUUAAGAGAAGGAGAGUUGAAUUCAUAUUUUUAUUUUCUAACUUCAAAGAAUCUUGUAAGCAUUUGUUCAUUAACGCAAAGCAUUUCACAGAAGAGAAAAAAAAACAGCCUGUGCUACAAUAUACAUCUGUUUUUUUUGACAGCAAAGGAUUAUGAUACCUCCUUGUGUAUCCCUUCUUCCCUUACUUUUUUUCCACUUCAAUACAAGGGUUUGAACAGAAAUUUCGAAGUAUUAAUAAUUUGUACAGGUAGAAUGAGAGACUAUUGCACAAACUGGCAGCUGCCAAACGUCCUGCGGAUGUAGAAUAUUGUGGGGGGUUUUUCAGUUUAAUGAUGAACAUUUUACUUUUUAUUUUAUUUUUUUGGUGCAACUAUCGAAGGAUCCUUUAAAAAGACUGUGUGGCUGAUUUUAUUGAACACAUCCCUUGGUUUUUCCUCUUUCAGACUUCUGUGUAAAACUUGAAAAAUGGGCAAACAGUAAAAAAGAAAAACCUAUCCAGAAACGUGUAAAUCAUGCAAUUUAUUGAUAAUUACUUAUAAAUAUGAACUUUGGAUCACUGUAUAGACUGCUACAAUUGAUUUUUUCUUAUUUACCAU